GCGCACAGUAGAUUUCGGUUAAUGAAUAUCUCCACUUCCGGUUUGUUGUUUUUUCUUCUUUUUUUUUUAAUAACUGUUUUCGAGCUAUUGUGAUGUAGCCUAUUAGCCUAGCACAAGCUAACGCAACCCAGAUUUAGUUUUCGCCUUCGGAUUAUAUUCAGGUUAAUCAUCACUAUCGGCGGGACUCGAUUAUUACAUUAAUCGUUUAAUUGAAGCGCGCGCGCCGUCUGUUCACAAAACUCUGUGAAUGGAGGAGUGGAGAAAGUGCGCAGUUAACCCCGGCCUGUCUGUCUGUCUGUCUGCCUGCCUCACUGCCUGCAGCAUCCCAUAUCCAGGUGACCUGAAAGAGAUGGUGAUGGAGAAACCGAGCCCUUUGCUCGUAGGGCGCGAGUUCGUCAGGCAGUACUACACACUCCUGAACAAAGCGCCCGAUUACCUGCACAGGUUCUAUGGGAGGAACUCGUCAUACGUGCAUGGAGGUUUAGAUGGCAGUGGGAAACCCGAGGAGGCCGUGUAUGGCCAGGCUGAGAUCCAUAAGAAGGUGAUGUCCCUGCAGUUCAGUGAGUGUCACACCAAGAUCCGACACGUGGAUGCUCACGCUACUCUGGGAGAUGGGGUGGUGGUGCAGGUGAUGGGUGAGCUGUCCAACAGGGGACAACCCAUGAGGAGGUUCAUGCAGACCUUCGUCCUUGCACCUGAGGGUUCUGCAGUGAACAAGUUCUAUGUUCACAAUGAUAUCUUCCGCUAUGAGGAGGAAGUGUUCGGAGACUCUGAGGCUGAGUUGGGAGAGUCUGAGGAAGAGGAAGCAGAGGAAGAGCAGGUGGAGACCCACACUUCUCCAGAACCUGCACAGGACAGUGCACCUUACUACGAGUCUCCACCCGUCAGUAAUGGCGUGGAGGAGCAGCAGGAAGAGGUGGGUCCAGAGGCAGAACCAGAACCCCAGCCUGAGCCUGAGGCUAGUCAGGAAGCAGAGGCAGACCUGAGUGCUGAGGGAGAACUUCAGCCUGAGGAGGUGGAGCCUGAUAUAGAAGAGAAGCUUCCAGAAGAGGUGGAGGAGAAACCUCCGACCCCUGUAUCAGCCCCAACUCCACCCCCUCAGACCCCUGAACCACCCAAGCCGUUCUCUUGGGCCUCAGUGACCAGUAAGAAUCUGCCACCCAGCGGCUCUCUGCCUACCUCUGGCAUUCCGCCUCAUGUUGUGAAGGCCUCCAGUGUACCACCCAGAGUUGAAAUAAAGCAGGAUUCCCAUGCUCCAUUGCCUAGAGACCAGCGACGUGAGAGACCCGGGUUCACGCAACGUGGAUCUAGACCUGAUGGCACUUCAGCUGAAGCACAAGGUGGGAAACCUUACUUCGCCUUUAAAGGUCGUGGGGAAUCUGAAGGAGGUGAGGUUGAAGGGCGCAGGACCAUGCGUCACCCCGACAGUCAUCAGCUGUUUGUGGGAAACCUUCCACAUGACAUAGACGAGGGAGAGCUCAAGGAAUUCUUCAUGACGUUUGGGACAGUGGUGGAGAUGCGCAUAAACACGAAGGGCGUUGGAGGGAAACUGCCCAACUUUGGCUUUGUUGUGUUUGAUGACUUGGACCCUGUGCAGAGGAUCUUGGCAGCCAAGCCAAUCAUGUUCCGUGGUGAGGUUCGUCUGAAUGUGGAGGAGAAGAAAACCCGCGCCGCCCGAGAACGUGAAACCAGGGCCACUGGAGACAGUCGCCGUGGAGACCGUGGUCCCAGGGGCAUCAUGGGUAAUGGGAUGGGGCGUGACAGAGAUGGGCGUGGCCCACCCCCAUCCUCCUCCAGGCCCACGAUUGGUUCGGGCCGAGGUAGCGGAGAGAAUCGUUUUGCCGGGCCGCGCCGCUGAGCGGGCGGAGUCAUCCUGAACUGCGCUCGCUCACUCGCUUUCUCUUUCGUCACAUCAAUGGGCCGAAAAUUUACAAAAUAAUUUUUCCUUUACUUUUCUUUUCCCCCUUUCCUUUUUGGAAUCUGACCGGCUAUCAACAACAGCUAUGAUGAUGAGAACCACCAUUUGAUGUGAAAGAUUAAAAAAAGCAGAACUCUCUCUCACACACUGAGUCGUCUUUGAAAAUUCAUUGCUUUCUUUUUGGGUUUUGUUUGUUUUUGUGUUUUUUUUUUUUUCAAAAAUUUUUUUUUCUUUGCAAGAAAAAGGUGGCGUGGCUUAUUUUCUGUAGAACAAAGAGAUGGAUGUGUGACAAAGGGGAACUGAAUCACACGUUUUAUAAUGGACAUGAACGUCAACGCUUCGGAAAAAAUGGAAGAGAUAAAACGCUCACUGUACACUUAUUUAUUUUGUUAGUUAAUAAAAAAAAACAGUGGUGGUGCCUUAAA
Messenger RNA from Neoarius graeffei (lesser salmon catfish), 2343 nucleotides. It is a transcript of the gene g3bp2b, whose product is annotated as G3BP stress granule assembly factor 2b. NCBI's taxonomy places the organism in Eukaryota, Metazoa, Chordata, Actinopteri, Siluriformes, Ariidae. The transcript is spliced from 13 exons. Gene Ontology annotation, molecular function: mRNA binding. Gene Ontology annotation, cellular component: ribonucleoprotein complex; cytosol. The coding region runs from base 248 to 1858 and encodes 536 amino acids. The record is from RefSeq and is a predicted model, not a curated record.